This is a messenger RNA of Gavia stellata (red-throated loon), 993 nucleotides long. RefSeq names its product small integral membrane protein 7 (gene SMIM7). Lineage: Eukaryota; Metazoa; Chordata; Aves; Gaviiformes; Gaviidae. The transcript is spliced from 5 exons. The record is from RefSeq and is a predicted model, not a curated record. The coding region runs from base 13 to 240 and encodes 75 amino acids.
CGAGCCGCCGCCAUGAUCGGGGACCUACUGCUCUGCGGGACGCUGCUGAUGAACGCCGGCGCCGUGCUCAACUUCAGGCUGAGGAAGAGAGACACGGAGGGCUUCGGCGAGGAGUCGAGGGAGCCCACGACCGGUGACAAUAUCAGAGAGUUCUUGCUGAGUCUCAGAUAUUUCCGAAUCUUUAUUGCCUUGUGGAAUGUCUUCAUGAUGUUCUGCAUGAUUGUGUUAUUUGGAUCUUGAAAGUCAUCCACAAACAUGUCUGUUAACUUGGAAGAGACUUUUGGCUGGAAACAUAACUUUUCUAUAAACUAAAAGAUUAUAACUCUUUCAAAAUACAGCCCUGGGAUUGUGGCCUGUUCUUCGGUACAAGCUCCUAACACACUCAAGGGACACGUUCAUCCUCUUCAGCUGGUCCUAUAAUAAUACGGCGCAUGCUGGUUUGCUUGCUGCCGGGGGAUUGAGCCUUUAGGCCCCUGAACCAAAAUCUUCAGAGUAAAAUUAUUUCAACUUUACAGAAAUAAUGAGAACUUUAAAUUGUUUUGCUAGGCUUAGAGUGCGGUGCCAAGUAGGCAGGGUAGAAUUGCAGCAUGACUGAAGACCAGUCUUAAAACUCGGCCUUGUUAGUCACUCCCAGCUCAUCGUGUGUCUCCUAAUGCCACCAGUGUCUAGGUUACUUGGAAGUCGCACUUCCUCUCAUUUUUAUAAAGUUGAGCAAAGUAUUGGUGUAACUUCUCACUAUUCCAUUUAGUUCUGUUGGAAAAAUAGAAAAGUAGGAUUAAGAAAAAAUUGGAUUCUCACCUUCUCACUGUUUUUCCAACAAAAUGCUUUUUAAAUUAAAAUUUCAAAGAUAAGAUUUUUUUUUCUAAGCAAUAUGUAAGGGAUUUGGAAUAGGAAAAGUAGCAAAAAUAAUUCUAUAAGCCAAUCCUCAGAAAUGGUUUUGGAAUAAUGUUGGACUUGGUUGAAUAAAGUUGUUCUAUUUAAGGGUAAAAUAUA